AAGUACAGAUAAGAUGUCAAAAGAUUAAAGAAGAGUAUUAGAGGAGCUGUGCAACCAAAGUUACUGAUGCAUCCAAUCCAAUGAAUAUUGCUCGAGUGAUACUUGCUCUAGUUUUCUGCACCUUUUUCACAGCAUCCUAUUUCACAAAUAAGUAUGUCCUGUCUAUCUUAAAGUUUACAUUUCCAACCAUUUUUCAGGGUUGGCAGACCUCCACUGGGGCUCUAUUGCUGCUGGUUACAUGGAAACUUGGUUUGGUUGAAAUCAAUGGCUUCUCCAGAUCUGCGGCUUUUUCCCAGCUUCCUGGGUCCUUCUUGUUUAUUGGAAACAUUUAUGCAGGGUCCAAAGCACUGUCACUUUUGCCCAUUCCUUUUUUCUUCGUGUUACAAAAUGUCUCCGAAGUCUUUGCUUUUUUCAUCGUAACUGUAACACACAGAGAGAAACCGCCAUGGAUGAAAUUAUUGAGUGUGUGUAUGUUGCUGGGAUCUGCCACCAGCCUUAUGUUAUACAAUCCACGGUUUGGUCCCAGUGGCUACACAUGGGCGUCCAUCCAUCUGUUUUGUGUUGGCGCAUAUAAAGUAUUCCAGAAGAACACAAAGACAAACCUCCUGAGUGAUCUUGAAGAGCAGUUCAUCAACUAUGUGACCAGUUCAUUGUUACUUGCCUCUCUUGCAUACACAACAGGUGAUCUAUCCGGUGCCUUAGAUUUCCCUCUCCUGACUACAUACAGUUUCCAUACUGGCUGCUUGGGCAGUGCCAUAUUCAGCUUUUGUUUGAUGUUGGCAACCGUGAAAUUGAAGGGCAGUCUGUCUCAGGAGCACUGUGGCAUCUGGUUCUUCCUGGCCAAGAUACUGGCAUCAGGUCUUUCCCUUUUCCUUUCCACAUUCAACACUGUGCUCAGCCCCAUGACUUUGUGCUGCAUCAUCCUGAACUAUGCCGGAGAGGCCUUGUUUGUGUAUUCAGACAGAGUUAAAUAAGUUAAAUAAGGCCGGUGCCUUUGAAGAUUUUCCAAAUAAGUCACUUCAGCUCUUUAUAGGAGUUUUAUAAAUUGACCAAAGCGAAUUGCCUCAAUGAGAUUAAUUUCACCUUGCAACACCCAAAACUCUUUUUUUAUUUUUUGUUGUUUUUGUUUUUUUUGCUUUUUUUUGAGUUACAUAUGGAAGCUUGUUUCUGCCACAAGAUAAAAAAAUAAAUAAACUAUUGCUGCUAUUUUUACCUUUUUUAAAAUCUCACAAUUCUGACUUUUUUCUUGCAAUUCUGUUAAAAACUUGAAAAUUUGAGAAAAAAGUUGUGAAAUUUUGAGAAUUGAAUUGAAUUGAAUUGAAUUGAAUUUUGAAUUUUAACUUGCAGUUACAGGUACAAACUUGCAAUUUUGAUAAGAAAAGUUUAAAUUGUGAGUUAAAAAGUCACACUUACACUAUCAGUCAAACGUUUUUGGACAGUAAGUCACUUCUGCUCACCAAGCCUGCAUUUAUUUGAUUAAAAGUACAGCAAAAACAGCACCCCAACCCCCUUAAAAAUGCUGAUCUUUGGAUCUUUCUAUUCAUGAAAGAAUCCUGAAAAAAUGUACUCAACUGUUUUAAAUAUUGAUAAUAAUAAUAGUAAUAAUAAUAAAAAUAAAAAUGUUUUAUAAAAAUAAAAUGUUUCUUGAACAGCAAAUCAGCAUAUUAAAAUGAUUUCUGAAGGAUCAUGUGACACUGAAGACUGGAGUAAUGAUGCUGAAAAUUCAGCUUUGAAAUCACAGCAAUAAAUUACAUUUUAAAAUAUAUUCAAAUAGAAAACAGUUGUUUUAAAUAGUAAAAAUAUUUCAAAAUUGUACUGUUUUUGCUGUACUUUGGAUCAAAUAAAUGGUGAGCAGAAGAGACUUUUUUUAAAAACAUUAAACUUCUGACUGGUUGUGUAUGUGUACCUUUUUUAUUAUGUGGCUAAAAUAAAAAAAUUGCUAAAUGUAGGUCAGAAUAAAAAAAUAUUGUCAAAAUUGUGAGAUGUAAACUCAAAAUUGAGAAAAAUUCUGUCAGAAAGUUUGUAUCUUUUUGGAAUUGCAAGAAAAAAGUUAGAAUUGUGAGAUACAAACUCUGCAAAAAAAAAGUCUGAAUUGUGGGAUAAAUUGUCUUUUUUAUUUCUUAUUCUGUGGUGGAAACGUGCUUCCAUAGUUACUUGUUAAACCAGGGAUAGCAGAAAAAAACAGAUGUUUACUAUAAUUCCUUUAGUCCUAUGUUUUAAUAUGGCCAGUUUAUUCUAGUCACUUGAUGUAGAUCUUUGUUUUGCACUUAUUACACAUUUUUCACCAGCAACAUUUGUAUUUGCUAUUAGUAUUUGACCUUUGCACAUCACUGUCCUGCAGUGUUUGCUUUUAAGAGUCCUGGAUCAUAUCCUGAAUACUGUCACACCUUACAUCAGCACUCUGUACGAGAAGCAUUUAGAUACAAUGGGAAAACACCAAUACAUAAACCCCCUGUAGAUGAUUUUUGACAUAAUGGCAGUCACCAUAAACAUGUUAGUGUUAUUAGUCAAAUAUAUUUGUUGUCCAUGUUAACAUUAUAAUUAUUGCAGGUUGGUUGACGGUUAUAAUAUUUUUAAGGGUAUCUGGGGUUUUCAAAUAUAGAAAGAACUCCCAAAAUGUUCAGAAAGUUUAAAAUGAUUGACAUUUACUGUAUUUUGGAGCAACAUUGUAUUAUACUGUAUUUCUAAAGCUUCUAUUAUGAAAUUGACCCAUGUAUUAUGUUCUAUUAUAAAAUACCUUUUAGUAUUUUAAGCCAGUUUUUGCAAUACUAAAUAAAAGAAUUUCAUUGACCAUCUCUGUGUUUUCUUAUUUUUAUGCUGAAAAAAAAAUCAAAUCACAGAACACAGAAGCAAUAUUACAUACCUUUAUUUAAUCUUGGUGUGUAGCUUGCAAAACA
Labeo rohita (rohu) is the source of this 2897-nucleotide messenger RNA. RefSeq names its product transmembrane protein 241 (gene slc35d4). Bases 81 to 974 code for a protein of 297 amino acids. The transcript has 15 exons. The record is from RefSeq and is a predicted model, not a curated record. Lineage: Eukaryota; Metazoa; Chordata; Actinopteri; Cypriniformes; Cyprinidae.